Molecule: messenger RNA, 4465 nt
Organism: Nerophis lumbriciformis (worm pipefish)
Lineage: Eukaryota; Metazoa; Chordata; Actinopteri; Syngnathiformes; Syngnathidae
Gene: ptpn4a
Product: protein tyrosine phosphatase non-receptor type 4a
Biological process (GO): protein dephosphorylation
Cellular component (GO): cytoplasm; cytoskeleton; cytoplasmic side of plasma membrane
Molecular function (GO): cytoskeletal protein binding; protein tyrosine phosphatase activity
Source: RefSeq, a predicted model, not a curated record
CUGACAUCAACCAGCGGGCUUUUUUUUAUGUCAGGAAAAGUCAACAAAGGCAACAUUUUCUGUGCUUCAAUCAAUAAUUAUUUAUUUCUAACAUUUUUUUGCAGUUUACGAUUUUUUUUCGUCGUUGUUGUUGUUGAACCCCAGCAAGCCCUGAAAUGCGUGCAUUUUUUGGCCGUGUUUGUUAGUCCAUGCUUUCCGCGGGGGGCUCCCUGGUCUUGUGGAUUAUCCGUGUGGAGGCUGCCGAGGCAGUCGCGUGGUCGCGGCCGGGAGGAGGGCCCUCUUCGCCGGAUGGAUGCGAGUGAAGCGGCGGCGUCGAAAUGAUGCCCAGCAGGUCUCGUCGGCAGCGGGCGAACUCCUCUUGAAUGUCCGGGCUCUGUCGCCCCCCACCAACACGCACCAUAUUUCCUCCCACCUCAAACAUUUUAUUCCUUGAAAACUGGACGCCGCCGGAGUAGUUUAUGACGACCCUGGUAGGAGCGUGAUGAGCGCGCGCUUCCGCUUGCCUGCUGGCAGAUCCUACAAUGUCCGGGCGACGGAGCUGGAGCGAGACAGGCACCACACACAGGUUGUGUGCAACAUACUGCUACUGGACAACACUGUCCAGGCUUUUAAAGUCUGCAAGUCCGAUCAUGGGCAGAUCUUGCAAGAUGCUGUCUUCAAGCACCUGGAGCUGACUGAAAGAGACUACUUUGGCCUGUACUUGGCAGAUGACUCCUCGGAUACCCCGCGCUGGCUCGAUCCCAACAAGCCCAUCAGGAAGCAGUUAAAAAGAGGGUCCCCCCACAACUUGAGUUUCAGAGUCAAAUUUUUCGUGGCAGAUCCCGGUAAACUUCAGGAAGAAUACACGCGGUACCAAUAUUUUCUUCAGAUCAAACAGGACAUCUUAACUGGAAGAUUGCCCUGUCCACACAACACAGCCGCACUUCUGGCUUCCUAUGCUGUUCAAUCUGAAUUGGGGGACUACAAUGAGACGGAGCAUCCUUUGGGUUAUCUGUCUGACUAUUGCUUCAUAUCCAACCCCCCACAAGACUUCCAUAAAGAGGUCGCCAAACAUCAUCAACAGCACAGUGGUCUAUCUCCUGCCCAGUCGGAGUUUAAUUAUCUGAACACAGCACGCACGCUAGAGCUCUACGGGGUAGAGCUGCACUAUGCAAGAGACCAGAGUAACACGGAGAUACUUAUCGGGGUGAUGUCAGCCGGCAUCGUCAUUUAUAAGAACAGGGUACGGAUCAACUAUUUCCCAUGGUUGAAAAUCGUGAAAAUCUCCUUCAAGUGCAAACAGUUCUUCAUCCAGUUGAGGAAAGAGACAAGUGAGACGCGGGAGACUCUGCUUGGUUUCAACAUGGUGAACUACCGAGCCUGUAAGAACCUUUGGAAGGCCUGUGUGGAACACCAUACCUUCUUCAGACUGGAACGACCCAUCCCACCUCAGAAGAACUUCUUCUCGCAUUAUUUCACCCUGGGUUCAAAGUUUAGAUACUGUGGGAGGACGGAGGUGCAGUCUGUCCAGUAUGGAAAGGAGAAAGGCAUCAAGGACAGGGUGUUUGCCAGAUCUCCGAGCAAGCCCUUGGCCAGGAAGUUGUUGGGUGGAUCGGACUGGGAGACGGUGAGCAGGAACAGCCUAUCAGAUGAAAGACUGGAGACUCAGAGCCUGCCGACCCGCUCGCCGCCUGGGACACCCAAUCAGAACUCCCUGUUUACACAAGACGGCACGCGGCUACGCCCCUCGUCUGUCGGCCACCUGGUGGAUCAUGUGAUACACACGUCGCCCAGCUUGCCCGUCUUCUCCUCCAAUCACAAGUCGGCCUCCUCCACGCAAGCCAACAGUAUCAGCUUGGACUCCACACCCUCUCCCGAUGGCGUGGACGGCCUGCCUCCAGCUCUGCCCCCCAAGCAGCUGAGCAGGAAGACCUUGAGCCAGAUCAUCCAGGCCCACUCGCAGCAGAGUCUCCUGGACAACCACCUCAACGAGAUGUACGAUGUUCCUGCCAAUACUGACAAGACCACGCUGAAUGGAAUUGUUCCUCAUGAUAAUCUGGUCUUGAUCAAAAUGAGGCCUGAUGAACAUGGACGUUUUGGCUUCAACGUUAAGGGUGGAGCUGACCAGAAGAUGCCAAUCAUUGUAUCCAGAGUAGCUCCAGGAACAUCAGCUGACCUGUGUGUGCCACGUCUGAAUGAAGGUGACCAGGUCGUCUUAAUUAAUGGGCGGGACAUCUCCGACCACACCCACGACCAGGUUGUAAUGUUCAUCAAGGCCAGCUGCGAGAGCCACUCUGGAGAACUCAUCCUGCUGGUGCGACCAAAUGCAAUCUACGAUGUGGUGGAGGAGAAGGUGGACUCCGAACCAGAUUUCCAGUACAUCCCAGAGAAGUCCCCUCAGGACCCCACUCAGCUCGACCAGCAUGCUUUGAGGGAUUCUAUGGUAACCCUGAAGGAGGGUCUGAGCAGUGGGGCCAUACUGGCCCAGUUUGACCAACUGUACAGGAAGAGGCCCGGGAUGACCAUGCUGUGUGCCAAAUUACCUCAGAACAUUUCCAAAAAUCGCUACAGAGACAUCUCUCCUUAUGAUGCCACGCGGGUCAUUCUGAAAAGCACAGAUGACUACAUCAAUGCAAAUUACAUAAAUAUGGAGAUUCCUGCCUCCAGUCUCAUAAACCGCUACAUCGCCUGCCAGGGUCCCUUGCCCAACACCUGUCCGGACUUCUGGCAAAUGACCUGGGAGCAGGGAUCAUCUAUGGUGGUCAUGCUGACAACGCAAGUCGAGAGGGGACGGGUCAAGUGCCAUCAGUACUGGCCCAACCCAGACAGCAGCGCCUCCUACGGAGACUUCACUGUCACGUGCCACAACGAGGAGGGCAACUCCGCCUUCCUGGUCCGGGAAAUGAGCCUGGUGCACCUACAGAGUGAGGAGCUGAGAGAGCUGACCCAGAUCCAGUACGUGGCAUGGCCCGAUCACGGCGUCCCCGACGACUCCACGGACUUCUUGGACUUUGUGGCUCUGGUCCGCAGCAAAAGGACAAGGCAAGACCAGCCAAUGGUUGUACACUGCAGUGCUGGCAUUGGUCGGACGGGGGUUCUGAUCACCAUGGAAACUGCUUUGUGUCUCAUGGAGUGUGGCCAGCCAGUGUGCCCGCUAGAGAUCGUGAGGACCAUGAGGGAUCAGAGAGCCAUGAUGAUACAAACACCUAGUCAGUACCGCUUUGUGUGCGAGGCCAUCCUGAGGGUCUACGAGGAGGGUCUGGUCCGACCGCUGACGCCCACCGUCUACCAUCUACGAGAGACGGGCGACGGCGAGGAGGAUGAGGAGAUGAAAGGAUCGAGAGAAGACACAUGGGAGGAAGAGGAGGUGGCGGAGCUGCUGGAAGGAGGUCUGGACGAGGAGGACGACGACGACGACGACGAGGAGGUGGAGGUGCUGGACGUGGGGGAGGUGACGGAGGAGGAGCUCAGCGUUGCUAGCGCCGCCAGCGUGAGCAGCGACACCAGCGUGAACCCCGAGCCCGACCCCGCCGACCCGUGACGUUUGACCCCGCGGGGUCACUUUAGGGGACCCAGGAAGAGGCGAGAACAAAGGCACUGUUGCACUUUAUCACAAAAAACGGAACAAAAUAGAAGAACUGGAAAAUCACAGAUUUGUUUUUGAAAAAGAGGCGAUGCAGCUGUGCGGUGCAGGUACCAUUAGAGGGCGCUGUGUUCAGGGUCGACUACGACGUCAACACGGAGCGCCCAUGUGCCAUAAAAGUACGAAGGGGAAGGGCUGUCCCAUGGAUGGAAAGCUUCCCCCCCUCCUCCAUUUUUUUUUUUUUUUUUAGUCCUUUUAGUGGAUACAUCUUUUGUUCCUGCGAGAGUAUUUAUUGUGUUUUAGUUGCUGUCAAACCCUCUCCACUGUUUUUUUUAAACUAGUACAUUCUUAGGAUUCCUCUUCGCUGCGAGGAUUGAAUUCACUGUGGCGCUCUCUCCUCAACGUUCCUGCUGGACACGGGGAAAGACAAUUAUUUGGAUCGCGGCUUUUUUGCUCCUCGCGUCGCGUCUUCCGGCCGACAGACGUCACGAACAAAGCGGGUUUACGUUCAAGUGAGCGCUUUAAAUCGUAGACGUAAACCCUGCCCCACGCCUACCGAACAGUGAAAGUCGGACUUCCAUCGAGCUCCCUGAGAGUUGAACAAAAGUAGUCCCGAGUUGUGGUAGCAGAGCGUUUAAAACAGGUCAGACCUGGCAAGUUUAUUAAGAAAUCUGGCCCGCCUUUAAGUUCAUUUUAAAUAUCAGAGUUUGCCUCCAUCUUGUGGACAGCAUGAGUACUUCUAGUCAAUGACCAUGAAAUGUCAGCAGCACAACAUUUACUUAUAUGACCCGAUCCAAACAACCGUCCCCAGUCACGGUGACCAACACAAAAGGUCAACACACACAUUACACAACCUGCUCACUGAACUGUGUGGUUAUUAGGAAAAACAUCCACGCACUUAAC